UUUUGUCAACCAAACAAGGCGUUAAUUUAUUUACAAAGCAUUUCUCCUCUAAACCCUAACUCUCGAUUACAAUUACUACUCUCUCAUCAUCGAGCUAACAUAUUCUGCAUUUCCACCCUCAAAUCACUUUCGCCGAAUUUGAGGAGCAGACAAGAAGAAACAGUUGCUUAGCUUGCGUAAUUUCAAGGGUUAAAACAUGGGUUGGACCAAGGAACAGCUUCUAGCUCGCUUGAAGGAGCUUGACCUUGAUUUUGAGCAAUACGAGCAUCCCGUCGUUCUAACUGUGGAAGCUGCUUUGAAAUACCUUGCUAAUAAGGAGGGUGCAUUUUGCAAAAAUUUGUUUCUUAAGGACAAAAAACACCGAUUUUACAUAGUUUCUGCUCUAGCAGAAACAAAAGUAGACAUGAAAGUUUUGUCAGUGAGGCUUGGUUUGGGAAAAGGAGGCUUAAGAAUGGCACCUGAAGAAGCCUUAGGGGAUGUACUUCAGGUACCAUUGGGUUGUGUAACUCCAUUUGCACUAGCGAAUGAAUCUGCGAGGCAUGUCGCUUUGUUAUUGGAUCAAGGGCUGAGAUCUCAGAAGCGCGUUAUGUUCCACCCAUUAUCAAAUGACAUGACAAUAGCUCUUUCUACUGUUGACCUGGACAAGUUUCUAAAAUCACUUGGAAGAGAUCUUGCAUAUGUUGAUCUUGAGGCUAAUCCUCCUGUUGGCAAGGAUCAACCUCCUGAUUUGGCUGCUUUUGCCCCAUCUGAUGCCAUAGUAUUGCCUGAAUCUACUGCUAAAUCAGCUUCCACAGAAGUUGCUCUUAAGAAUAGUCAAUCUGCAAAUAGUGGCCCUGUCACAGGAAAAUCUAUCAAGCAACCUGUUGAGGAAAAUAAGGUCAAGAAUAAAUCUGCAAAAGGUAAAACUGUAAAUGCAGUUACUAGAUCGACACCUUUUUCCAAUCCCGAGCUCUUUGUGAAUGAGAUAUUGGAUAAAACUUCUGCUCUCAUCUUUUCUGAGAUUAACAAGGAGACAAUAUCAAAGGAUGGAGAAGAUCUUGGAGCUGUAGCAUCUGAGAAUAUCCGAAAACGCCUUCACUCAGAGCUAAGCCACCUAGCUAUGCUUUUCAAAAAUACAGCUUAUACAGAAGGAUUUCAUGCUGGCACUCAUCUUCAUGGACCCCAUUUAUGAAGAGGUUUCUUUUUAUUCUUUGAGAGAAAUUUACCUCAGCUUGCAGCCAGCUACUGCUCCUUAAGGCUGGAACUGGCUGAUCUAUACAAUCCUCAUUCGUAACUGUUACGAAUAUUUAUGUGAAAUACAUUGAACACACUUUGAGAACGUGCAUCAUUGGAAUGAUGAUGAACACUUUUGAAUCCUAGGAGGCUCGGCAGAGUAACCAUUACUUGAUGGUUGAAAUUUGCAACUAUCCUGUGUUCAUUUUAAGAAAGGCUGAAGAGAACUCCUAAUUAAACGAAA
This is a messenger RNA of Beta vulgaris subsp. vulgaris (sugar beet), 1456 nucleotides long. RefSeq lists its product as uncharacterized. Gene Ontology annotation, molecular function: aminoacyl-tRNA deacylase activity. Bases 197 to 1171 code for a protein of 324 amino acids. Lineage: Eukaryota; Viridiplantae; Streptophyta; Magnoliopsida; Caryophyllales; Amaranthaceae. The transcript is spliced from 13 exons. The record is from RefSeq and is a predicted model, not a curated record.